Molecule: messenger RNA, 618 nt
Organism: Lasiosphaeria miniovina
Lineage: Eukaryota; Fungi; Ascomycota; Sordariomycetes; Sordariales; Lasiosphaeriaceae
Product: Alpha/Beta hydrolase protein
Exons: 1
Source: RefSeq, a predicted model, not a curated record
AUUGUGGCUGUACAUGGCCUCGGAGGCGAUGCGCACCGGACGUGGACCGGCGACAAGGGCAAGCUGUGGCUGCGCGACUUCCUCCCCGCCACACUCGGCAAUGCUCGAGUUUUCACCUACGGCUACGACGCCGUCGUCGCCUUCAGCAAGUCGUCCGCCGAGGUCGACGACUUUGCGCGCGACCUGCUACAGCGCGUCAAGGCGGCGCGCAGCCCAGCCGCCGACCACGGCCGCCCGCUCUUCUUCAUCUGUCACAGCCUCGGCGGCCUCGUCGUGAAGCAGGCUCUCAACAUUGCCCACGGCGACGCUCACAUGGCCACGUGGCUCAAAGGCGUCGUCUUCAUGGGCACUCCGCAUGCCGGCUCCGGCGUCGCCUUCUGGGCCUCUCUCGCAGGCACCCUGCUCAGCACCGCCAGCCUCGGCACCAGCACCAACAAAGACCUGCUGAAGCUUCUCUGCAGCGACUCGGCCUUUCUAGACAACCUGUCGCGCAAAUUCGCCGCUGAGAACCCCCAGCUGCCCAUUCUCAGCUUCUACGAGCUCGAAAAGUUUCCCUUUCUGAACCGCAGGGUACGACUUCAGCCGGGCCCCUCAACCCCUGCAUCUCCAAACCCCUAA